This is a messenger RNA of Darwinula stevensoni, 2414 nucleotides long. The record is from the annotation of a GenBank genome assembly. Lineage: Eukaryota; Metazoa; Arthropoda; Ostracoda; Podocopida; Darwinulidae.
AUGCUCCAGGUAUUCGCUCAAGAGCUCGACCCGGUUGUUGACUCUUUCGAAUGUAACUACAUUGGAAAUGUUGGAAGAGGUGGUCGCCGCCGCCAGGCUUCAUUGUGGUCGCAGUUCCUGCGUACCGUUGCCGUCCUCAGAACCAACAAUUCCGUGGAGGGAUGGGACAAUGUCUUCAGCGGCUCCGUGAACAACGUCCAUCCUUCGGUGCGAGACCUGGCUCUGAAGCUUCAGCGAGAAGAAGCUUCUAUAGCUGCUCUAUCGGAGCGCCUUGGGGUUGGGUAUCAUCUUCAAAUGCCCCAGAAUAAAUAUCGCCUACUGAACGCCAGAGUGAAUAUUCUCCUUUCUCGGACAACCCGUAAGGCUCGUGCUGGAGGAAGGCCAAGCAGGCUGACAGCAGACCAAGAACAAGCCAUUGUGGCGACGGUUCGCAAAAGGAAUGACUUGCGACUUUCGGAAAUUCAACAAAUGAUCGCUGACGAUGAGGAAACCUUCUCAGGGUCAAAGUUCACAAGUCCACAAGAGAACAUGGCACUCCCGGAGAGCACAUUGGCUGUGCUCACUCUCCUUCGGGAAAAAAAAACUUCUGUUCAGAGUGCCAUCAACUCAACCACAAACGUGCUUGAGAGGAGAAGCAAAAGAACUCAGAAAGAGAGCAUGACAGCAUUGUUUAUCCCUAAAUUGCCUGGACUUAUCAAGAAGUUUCUCAUGGAAGGUGAAGUGAUCAAGGACCUUCUCUACAUAAUGGAGGCCUUUGAUUCCCGUGCAUUAGUCUUCUCAUCAAAAGGAAAAGAUCUGGAUGCCAUAACUGAGGUUUUUGCACUUGUUCUCCGUUCCUGUCGCGAGGAGGAAACACUGAAUCAGUGCAUUUCUACAAUGAGCUCCUACAUGUCAAGACCAAAUCUCACUGCAGCUUUAAAGCGGAACCUUGAGCUUAUUCUCUCUGAAAAUAUGCAGACUUUAACCUCCAGCAUGAUUCAAGUCAUGCAUCUUCCUGAAGAUCAAACAGCUUCCAAUAGCACCUUUGAGGCCCUGGGUCUAUCCUUGUCACUCUUGGUGAAGCUUUGUCAUCAGAUGGAUCUUGAUCUUAUAUCUCGUGAAAUUUUUCCAAAGCUCCUGAAGCUCCUGCAAACUUCCAAUCUGCCUGAUGAUAUAUUGAAGAAUGCCCUCCUUUGCUGUCAAGCAGAAGUGAUGUGGUCCUACAAGAGGAGUGAAGCAGACAAGCAGGAUGCAUCACUUGCCAUGGAGAGGAACUGGUACCCAUUGUUUGACAUUUGCCUGAAGCUAUUAGAAAGACAGUGCAGCUUCAGUGUUGGAAUUGCAACAUUUCUGGUCAUGAGUGAUCUCUCCAUGCUGUCUUCCUUGCUUCCUCAACCUCGCAGAGACUCGUCAAAGUGGACUGUCAAUGUGCCUGCACACAUCUUUGCCAUACUUCAUCAGAUGGCAUUAGAAGCUAUGGAGGAACUUGCAGCAGAGAAUGGGAAGCUUUGAUUGAAGAAGUCAGAGGUUGAUUUCAAGAUAAUUGUGAGUUAUUUCAUGGGGAUUUCAUCUGGAUACUUUCCUAUGAAUCAUGUAGCAGACCUCCUGUGCUACUAUCCAACUGUGGGGCAUCGCAUGCAAGCAUUGAUCGAUACCUUCCUUGGCAAAAUCAAGGAUAUGGGAAUGAAGGUCUACUUGGAUGUUGUCUUGCAGACAUUGGUCAACUCAUUCCUAUGCAAUGAACUGGAUUUGACUUUGACUUUUGCUGAAAAUUUGAGCCACUCAUUCAUGAACUUGGAGCAUGUGACUCUGACAGCAUUUCAUCUCUAUGGGAUCAGAUUUGCCCAUGCUGAGGAACGACCUGAGUUCCUGAGAAUUUUACAAGAAUUUUCUCCACUGCUUCUUCAAAGAGAUGCACAUCAUGUGCGGACAGAAUUGGAUAAGUUAUAUGGUCGACUGGAGAAGAGGAGAAAUGAUUUCCUCAGAAGUUACAGAGAAAGUCUGUCAACUGUUCCUGCAAAAAAUGGGUCAAAGAGAAAGCUCAGUGAAAAGAAUGAUGGUCCUAGUAAUAAACAUCAAUCAGAUGUACAUGGUAAACCUGGUACAGAUCAUGAGCAUCUCCAACAGCGCCUAAGCAGGUAAUAUGAUUGAGGAAGGGAUUCACAUUCUGCAUUCAUGUAUGAAUCAUAACAUAAGUUUCAGCAAAACUCUUCAAGUUAUUUUUGAAAGUGGCAGAAACAUUGUCACAGGGUGAGUAUAAAGUCACUUGGUUUAAGGGACUUUGACAUGAAAAUUAUGAAAACUUUCACAGUUUAGUGAAAUUUUUGUAAUAGUGUAAGAACACCAGGAGAAAUUGAUGCACAAAAAAGACACUGCCUUGCUGAUGUGUCAUUUGUUUACACAGUAGGUGCAGCUAUAGAUGGGCAUUUACAAGG